This is a messenger RNA of Chiloscyllium plagiosum (whitespotted bambooshark), 7597 nucleotides long. It is a transcript of the gene get3, whose product is annotated as guided entry of tail-anchored proteins factor 3, ATPase. Gene Ontology annotation, molecular function: ATP hydrolysis activity; ATP binding. The record is from RefSeq and is a predicted model, not a curated record. NCBI's taxonomy places the organism in Eukaryota, Metazoa, Chordata, Chondrichthyes, Orectolobiformes, Hemiscylliidae. Gene Ontology annotation, cellular component: GET complex. Gene Ontology annotation, biological process: tail-anchored membrane protein insertion into ER membrane.
CGGAGCGGGCGGGGGGGGGGGGGGGUGGUGUGUGUGUGCGUGUGUGGAAAUGGGAGGGGAGAGGGUAAAAGACAGCCGCCAGAACGAAUCUACACCCUCAAACACAAACAAAUCACUGGCUCAACAAAAAAACGGGGCCAGCCGCCUCAUUUUCCUCUCCAAAGAAGGUGUGGUCGAGGAACCCCCCCCCCGCCGCCGAUAUCUUGGAUUAGGCGACAACUGCGCAUGACCGAACUUUAAACCGCCCCAAAUAUUUCCCUUUCCUUCCCCCCCUCAGCCGAAACAAAAACAAAUUUCAAUGACCACGAAUCGUAACAUUUCAAAUUUCAUGAUCAGUGAACGUGCAGCUGCCCGUUCUAAAAAAGGAUAUCGAUUGAAAUGUGGUACCGAACCAAUCUGAACGCGUUUUACUAAAACGGCGUUGGACCAAUCAGUGUCGAAGAUGGAAGGUGGUGUGAAGGGGGCAAUACGUGGAGUUUCGAGGCGCGGAAUAUCUCGAAUGUGAGAAAAAAUACCCUGGUCUUAACCCCGCUUUCGAUGGCGUUAAAAUAGCCCGCUCGUCAGAUGAUCGUGUUUUUAAUUAUUAACUACAAAUAAGUUGAGAAGUUCGAGGUCGGGUGAUUCAUUCUCUCUAUCAAUCCUCGGUCACGUGGUACCUUCCGAGAUGGCGGCGGCGGCGGCGACGAUGGAUGAGGAGUUCGAGGAUGCCAUAGACGUGGAGCCCCUGGAACCAACCCUGUCCAAUAUUAUCGAGCAGAAGUCCCUCAAGUGGAUCUUUGUGGGUGGGAAAGGAGGCGUGGGCAAAACCACGUGCAGCUGUAGUUUGGCUGUGCAGUUGGCGGAUGUUCGGGAGAGUGUGCUGAUAAUUUCCACAGACCCAGCUCAUAACAUCUCUGAUGCAUUUGAUCAGAAAUUCUCAAAAGUACCAACAAAAGUGAAAGGCUAUGAUAAUCUGUUUGCUAUGGAAAUUGACCCAAGUCUGGGAGUGGCGGAAUUACCUGAUGAAUUUUUUGAGGAAGAUAAUAUGCUGAGCAUGGGUAAGAAGAUGAUGCAGGAAGCAAUGAGCGCAUUCCCUGGCAUCGAUGAAGCUAUGAGCUAUGCUGAAGUAAUGAGGUUGGUGAAAGGCAUGAAUUUCUCAGUAGUAGUGUUUGACACAGCACCAACAGGGCAUACGUUACGACUUCUGAACUUUCCGACUAUCGUUGAGAGGGGACUUGGGCGACUGAUGCAAAUUAAAAACCAGAUCAGCCCUUUCAUCUCCCAGAUGUGCAGUAUGCUUGGACUCGGUGACAUGAAUGCAGAUCAACUUGCUUCAAAGCUAGAAGAAACCUUACCUGUCAUUCGUUCAGUCAGUGAACAGUUUAAAGACCCGGAACAGACCACCUUCAUCUGUGUUUGCAUUGCUGAGUUUCUGUCCUUAUAUGAGACUGAACGACUAAUUCAAGAGUUGGCCAAGUGUAAGAUUGACAGCCACAACAUAAUAGUAAACCAGCUAGUAUUUCCAGACCCUGGGGAGAAACCAUGUAAGAUGUGUGAGGCUCGACACAAAAUCCAAUCCAAAUAUCUAGACCAGAUGGAGGAUUUGUAUGAAGAUUUUCACAUUGUGAAGCUCCCAUUGUUACCUCAUGAAGUCAGGGGCACUGACAAAGUCAAUACUUUCUCUAAACUCCUGCUUGAGCCCUACAAGGCACCUAGUAAAUGAACAGACUUCCCUCAUUCCGUUUCAAAACUGAGGCAAAGAGAUCCAAGAUUUGUAAUUUAUUAACACUGUUUGUAGGAAGGAGUUGGGGAGGGGAUGCCUGGAUGUUAUUUAUUGUUUUUGAUCAAUUUUUGAUUUCUGGUUAUUGUAACUUUUAAGGAGGUGAUUUUGCAUUGCCUAUAUGUGAUCUCAAGACGUUGUGUCAAAGUUGUAGAAUAGAGCAUUAUGUAUCUACAGCUUUAUUCUGUGAUUAACCACUUUAAAAGAAAAUGGCUUUUGAGCUUCAAACUCUUCCCCUCCUCUUAAUGAUUUUCUGUCCUCUCUCACGUGACCCUAUAGUCUUGAGGACUCAAUGCAUUUUCUGUAAUCCUCCUUCCAGUAGUGGUUCAGUUGCGGUUGCUGCUUCUCCAGUUGAACACCUCAAAAUGGAAGUGAUACUAUAGGAGCAACGAUUAUAUUAGGAAGCAACAGUGACCCCUUUCCUACUCCCCACCUCUGCCCCAUUCCUUUCCACAGAUGCUGCUACCUAAAAAUAGUGUUACGAAACUGGCUCAUUAAACACUUUGACACAAGCAAGCUACUCUCAUAACUCCAGGUUUCAUCUCAGCAGCAAUUGAAGUUGUUAAUUAUUUAUGUGAAUGGGAGCCAGCUGCCCAAUAUUAGGCAAUAAGUUCACAUUUUUGAGACCAAUUUAACAUUUCAUAUAUCCUACAAGUGUUUCUUUAGAGUCUUCCUUAUUUCACUCACCUAUCCAUUAGGUGAGCACACCAAAUACAUCUUCUGUCUCUUUCAGAACAUGGGUUAUAUGAGAAAGCUACUCUCAUCCUGACCACUGACAAAAUACUUAAAACGGUGCAUUAGGUUUAAAAACUUAUCUGGCAUUGCUUGUUCUGGUGUUGUCAGGCAUCAGAUUUGAUUUAACACUUACAUAAGAGUUUACCUGUGUUGAUAUGCUGCUUUGAAUGCGCUCCGUGCUUUAUGGGAUCUUUUUCCAAUUUGGAAAAUAUCUUUAUGAAGAGAAUGGGCUAUGAAGAACCUAUGCACACUUGGUAUUUUUUGAAACCUGUCCCUUUUGUUGCAUGGUCUGUUUGCAGAUUCCCUUGUAGCCGUUGUUUUCUUUAACACUGUUCAUGGUCAGACUCUGGACCAGAUGGGAGUUGGUCUGGAGCCUCUUCUCUGAAUUUGGGGUGAGGAGUGGGAUUGGACUGUUUAUACUUUCUGACUGAAUCUUUGCAUCUGUUAAAUGGCUCACCUAGUUUAACAUAAUGAGCCAUUAUGGAGCAGGAAGAUCAAAUGGUGGGCAAAGUACAGAGGUCAAAGUGGUGACGUUUGCCAGGGCAGGAGUUGACAAGACUAGCUAUGGUUCCUGCUGCUUGUCCUUGUCUGUAUUCUCCUGGGCUGAUGAGUAUUUGGAAAUUGCUUGUUGGCCUGACACCUGAAAGUGCCCACUUAGUACAGAAGGCUGUCUAAACUGCGCAUGGUGUCCAUCUGACAAUCAACACCUUUUAUUUGAAUGGGGGCAUUUAUAAUGUGGGGGAAGAAAUUCAAUAAAUACCUAAUUAUUCAUGGUGGUUUCACCACACACAAGUACUGCAAUUGUUUUUUAAUAGUUUGUGAAGACUGUGAUGAGUUGUCUUGAAUGCAUAAUUCUGAGACUGUCGUUGAAGUCAAAAUGCAGACUAAAUACUACAGAUGCCAUACACCACUUGGUGACUGCAAAUAGUGUGUGUUUUAUUUCCCUCCCACAUCGAGGACUGCAUGUUGAAUUACAGGUCCACUCUGCUCCAGUCAGUGUUCUGAAAAGAGUGCUUCCCAAAUGGUACAAUAGAUCGAAUUUGUGUUUUAAUGUUCGGGAAACUGUGGGAAAGACAAGCUUAUUUAAAAGGACUAGGGCAAUCAUCCCCUGCUUUCUGUUCACUUUAGACAAUUAUCUACUCUGCAACAGACACUUCCCAUUGACUAAACAGACAGUUCCUCGAGUUUUAACUAACCAACUCUCAUUCAAGAAAGAUGGGCAGAGAGAUGGAGGGAAGAAUACAUAACCCGGAAUGCUUUUUUUUAGAUAAGAAAAACAACCUGCUAGCAAACAACAAAGAUAACUCAUAGAAUUUAAAUUAAUCUUAUAUUUUAAUUUAAAGCCCAUCCCCAAAGUGCUUUUCUGCAGAGUGACCUUUUUGGUGGCCUCCAAUAGCUCAUUUGAUUCCAAAUGGAUGCCAUGUGGCUGAGUAGUAUAUGUCAAUAAUUCCCAAUCUAUAUUGACUAGACAGAAUCCAUCCCAUUUAAGGGAGGUGGUCCAACAUUUGGCAUCUGAAGGUAGGGCUGGUAAAGAGAAAUUUACCUGGGAUUCCUACUCCUGAACUGUUUGUAGGGUGUCUGAGCAUGGUUGGAAGAUACACAUUUGUGGGUGACGAGUGAGCAGAAUGUACCUCAGUGAAUUGAUAGCUUGUGACACUGCAAAAAGCAGUGAUAAGGGCAAGAUACUGGAAGUAACUGACUGUAUGACCAGACCCUAACUAUCAGCAGAAGAAAGAAAAUUAUAGAGAAAAGUUAUCUUUUUAAAGUAGUAACACUAAUUGCUAUUAAUAUUGUUUGAGUUCAGUUUAAAUUGUACAAGGGCAAACUUUAAGUAUUGUAUUGUUUACAAUAAUUUCUGGGAUGGAGAUGGGGACUAAAUGAAUUAAAACUCUUGAAAUAUAUAAUUAUUUCAGGCUACUGUGUUUUUAAAAAAAAAAAUGCAAGAAGGGCACUUGGAGCUUGCAACUUGGUUUGUUAUAUUGUGUAUUAGAGACGCUUCUGAGAGCAACCAUUACAGUUCACAGAAGAAUGUGGGAGCAGUGAUGAUUCCUUGGUUUCUAAUGUUUUGAAGUUGCUCACCUUUACUGGCAUAGGCCAAACAUAGCAGUUGCAAAUCAGAAUCUUCCAUUAUUGGACCAAGCCUGUCUCCUGAAAGAAAGGAUCACCACAUUUUCCAUUUGCAUCUGCCUCUGUGGGAAGUCAUACAAACUCAAUCAAAGGUAAAUAUUUAACUUAGCUCGCUGAGCUUGUUUUCAGAUGUUUCGUCACCAUACUAGGUAACAUCAGUGAGAGUCUCUGGUGAAGCGCCUCUCUAUUCAAGCUCAGCGAGCUAAUUUACUUACUAUCAACCUGAGCUACUAAUCUUCUCAAUCAAAGGUGGUGACUGGAUGUUAUGCUAGACAUAAGCAGCGUUACAGAAUUUUACAGCAUGGAAGACAACAGUUUGGUUAAAGAUACCUAUUAUUAAUCCCCUGAAAAUUAUCAAAUUUGAUUUCCAUCUUAGCGCUCUUUCUCCAUUCCUGACUGUGGCCUUCCGAAUUUCUAAAUCUAAAACAUCUGUUUCAUAAUCCUCAGAUUGUGCUUCCACCUCUAGUUUUAGUAGGGUGUUCCACUUUUUACCAAGCUUUUAAAUCAAUUCUGCUUCAGCAAUUCAGUUUCUGUUGACUACUAAUCCACUGACCAUUGCAAAUGGAUUUACAGCGCUGUGUGUAUACCUACAUCUCAAGAAUGGUAGCAUUUCAAGAUAGUAGCUCACCACCACUUUCUCUAGGAUAAUUAAGCACUAAAUGUUAGCCUAGUCAGUGACACCUGUGUCCAAUGAACAAAUAAACAAUUUAGUGCAGGUCAUAGAUUGGGACCCACCAUGCUCAGAUCUAAUGUGAAUAUACUUGCUGAAACCACAAAGGUAAUUGUUGCCCCUCACCAUUGUUGCCCCUGAAUAUUUGGGAUCCUGUUGUUAAUUCCUGCAUGUACAUGCUGGGUAAAUCAGCAUUUCUGCGCAAUCCUUAAUUGCUGUGGAGAAUGUAAUGGUGAGCUGCCUUCUUGAAAUGCUAUAGUCGAUAUGUUGGACUACAAGUACAUUUCCACAACUUUGACCCAGCGACAGAGAAGGAACAAAGAUUUAGAUCCAAGUCGGGAUGUUGUAUGACUUAGAGGUGCCCUUGACCCUCCAGAUGGUAGGAGUCAUGGAUUUGGAAGAUGCUGUCAUUGAAGCAUUGGUGAGUUACUACAGAUACACUGCUGCCCUCUGUGCAUUGGUGCUGAUAGGAAUGGAUAAUGACCAUGUUGGAUGGGAUGCCAGUCAAAUAGGCUACUUUUUACUGGAUGGUUUUGUAUUUGUGUGUUGUUGAAGUUGCACACAUCAAGGCAAUUAUGUUAUCAUACUCCUGAUUUGUGCCUUGCAAAUAGUGGACAAUCUCUAGGGAGUUAGAAGUACCACAGAACCUUUAGCCUGUGAGCUACUUUUGUAGCCACAGUGUUUAUAUGGCUGGUCCAUUUCAGUUUCUGCUCAAUAGUAACCUCCAGGAUGUUGAUCGUGGGGUAAUUAGUGACAUAGUGCCAUUGAAGGUUAUGGAAAAAUAAUUUGUUUCUCUGUUAUUAGAGAUGGUCAUUGCCUGACAUUUGUGUGUAUGUUACUUGUCACUUACCACCUCAAGUCUGAAUAUUGUCCACAUCUUGCUAUAUAGAUUGACAGAUGGCUUUAAUAUCUGAGGAGUCACGAAUGGUGCAGAACAAUAAUGGUUGCAUAAUGAGCAUCCCCACUUCAGACCUUUCACGGAGGAAAGUUUAUUCAUGAAGCAGCUGAAGAUGGUUGGACCUAGGGACACUACCCUGAGGAACCCUUGCAGAAAUGAUGGACUGAGAUGAAUAACACCCAAUAAUCGCUGCCAUUGUAGGUACUGCAUAAGUUACAGAUUUAGGUUUUAAUGUCUAAUUGGAGGCCAGUAGUGUCUCUGCUGGCUCAGAAAUAAUAGCGCUCAGUGCCAUGCCCAUUUUCUCCCCACACUACUUGCAUUCUUCCUUUUCAGAUAGUAAUCCAAUUCCCACCUGAAUGUCUCAAUUGAACUUGCCUCCAUCAUAUUUUCAGGCAGUUAAUUCCAGAUUUGAAUCACUCACUUAAUGAAAAAGUAUUGCUUGUCACUGGUGAGGUAAUCUCUUUUUAGUAGUGAUAAUUGGUAUUCUUUAACAUAUUACCCAAGACAGCUGGAGAUGUGGAGUGGGUGGCACCGCUGCCUCACAGCACCAGAGAUCUGGGCUUAAUUCCAACUUUGGGUGACUGUAUGGAGUUUGUGUAGGUUACCUUCGGGAGCUCUGGUUUUCUUCCACCUACCAAAGGUGUGCAGGCUAGGUGGAUUGGCCAUGGUCAAUGCCGGUUUAUGGGGAUAGCGUAGUCUGAAUGGGAUGCUCUUCAGAGGGUCAGUGCACACUGGGGCAAAUGGCCUCUCUUCACACUGUAGGGUUUCUGAUUCUAACUUCCUUAUUCCUCCUCAUUCCAUCAUCAUACACUUCAACUAAGGCAACUAAAGAUGAGCAAUAAAUGCUGGCUCUGCCAGUGACACCCACAUCCCAUGAAUAAAUUAGAAAACAAGAGUCACAGUUUAGAUCUCCUGUCUAUCCACCCACAUUUUUGAUAAUUCAGAACCAUGCUGGAAGUAUCAGAUGAUGUGCUCAAUUCUGUAGGUGGGGCUUGAACCCAAAACCUUCUGAUUGGUUCAACCUUUUCUCUUCGCAAACACAAAUUCACACUUUCCCUGCAGUGAUUAAAAUAAACUCUGCAGCUUCUGAUCACUGACUAUUCCCAAAAGAAUCCACAGAAGUCUAACAUUUUAAUAAUAAAUAAUCUUGUCACAGUUGCCAUUAUGAAGUUGAAAUUUCAGUAGAAUGCAGGGCAUUCAGUGAGUGCUGAGCAGUCACUACCUCAGGCACUUCCUUUCAAAACAAAAUAUCCCAUAACAGUCAAAAUUUAUCCAAAAAUGUCUUUUUUUUUGCUUACGAAUUUGCUUUUUAAUUGUCCGAAUGUUGGAAUUAAAAAGAAACCGUAAUUAACAACUUAUUGCAAGGUGUAUUCAGUAAAGCCUUUAACACUAAAUUUGUUUAUUGUUC